GGGUAUUUCCAAGUUUUUGCAACAAGUCCACGAUUCCGUUGUUAGCCGAGCACGCAGUGUUAAACCACAACACAAUACAGGUUUCGGCGCUUUCUGUAAAACAUGUCUGGGAAACUGGAGCCGUCCACGUACCUUUUCGAUGUGCCGCCGCUGUUAAUGGAGACACUUUGUAAAGUGAUGGACAGCGGCUUGGACAGCCUCGGAUGGAGAGGUUUGGCGGCUCGGAUUCUGCCCAGCUGGCUGGAGGUCAGGUGCUCGGAGAUGUACGCAGCUGCCGGGAAGAGCCCGACUCAUGAGCUGCUCUGGUCCUGGGCUCAGCAGAACAAAACUGUGGCGGACCUGAUGAGGGUUUUGGAAGAGAUGGGACACUAUCGAGCACUCGAUCUGUUCCGUUCUCACGACUCACACAAAGACACACCACAUCCCUCUUCAGCCCAGAACAUUUCUAAGCCUCGACCUCACAAUAAAGAACCAAACCUGGGUUCAGAUCCUCACCAUGAGUGUGUGUUUGAUAAAGGCACACGACAGAAGGUUGUGAUUACUUACUCAGAAGUCAUAGAGGGAACUAGGAACUUCCAUGAUGAUUUGAAAAUCGGAGAAAGCACAUUUGCAGAGGUUUACCGGGGAAGACGAGGAAAUGAAAGCUUUGCUGUGAAGGUUUUCAAGCAGGGGAACAAGCAGUCUUGGAAGGCUUUGUGGGAAAAGUUCAAAACAGAAAUUGAAGUUCUACAGUUCUAUGAUCAUCCCAACAUCCUGGAGCUUUGGGGUAGUUUUUCAGAGGAUGAUCGCUACUGUUUGGUCUGUCCAUUCAUGUCUAAUGGAUCUCUGUUUCAUAGACUGCAUAAUGAGGAAACCGAGAGGCCUUUAAUGUGGCAGGAGAGACUUGACAUUAUAAAAGGUACAGCAAAGGCUGUACAUCAUUUGCAUACCACCCAGCCUUGCAAGGUUAUCUGUGGAAACAUCUCAAGUUCAAACAUUCUACUGGAUGAACAUUUGCAGCCCAAGCUGUCUAAUUUUGGAAUGGCUCGUCUCAGACCCCACACAGUUAACCAGAGCUGGACCAUCACCAUGGACACAGGCCCCCGCAGCAACAUGGCCUACUUACCAGAGGAGUAUAUACGUGAUGGCAAACUAUCUGUCAAAUUAGACAUUUACAGCCUUGGCAUGGUCAUUCUGGAGACAUGCACAGGCAAGAAAGUGAUGCAGGAGACACCAAAGCAAACAUUAUUGAGGGAUGUGCUGAGUUUAGAGGCAGAAGAGAAGGGCUGUGUGGAUGCCUGCCUGUGCUUUUUGGACUCCAGAGCAGGACAGUGGCCCACUACAGUUGCCCUCUGCCUGCUCCGUCUGGGCCUGGAGUGUACAAGCAGUCGAGCCCGAGCCAGACCAAGCAUGGACAAUGUGUUAGAGAAGCUUAGCGAGCUUCUCCCUUUGCCUUAUGCCCUGGAUGAGCAGCCACGGACCCUGGAUGACACGACCCCACCUUUCAUACCUCUCGCUGAUCAUAGGCAGACCUCCAGCCUGCCUGAAGAAGAUGAUGAAAUGAUGAAGCCUAAGCACCAUGAACAGUCAGAACCCCGAGAGUGUAGCCAGUCAGAGGUCAUUUUUGUGGGCAAGAAGGAUGGCUCUGUCAUGAAUGGAAGGAGAGAGGAUGCAGCUGUGCAGUGCUUUCAGACAGAGUCCACCCCUGUAUUGGAUCUAUACAGCAGCUGGCCUGUUGAGUGUAGCUGCGCAGCCGGAGCAGAAAUGGAAUGUGAGGACUGUUGUGCCAAUGGCUUUAGCCACAAUCCAUCAUUCAUCCCUCAAGAUGACAGAAGACAGACAUCUGAAAGGACAGUUGAAAAUCCUGCUAAAAUGAGGCUUCGGUGUAAAAUCCAGUUGUACAAUCAAGGCUUACUCAAGACAGAGGAACUUCUUUCAAUGACACAAGACUGAUUCUGUCACUUUGUAUUGUCCAUAUCUGGGGUUGUACAUAUUUCAGCAAUGUACAAUGUACAAUCAACACUUCAAUUGCCAAACGGUUUUUUUUCUGUUACGUAGACCACAAACUCAGUUAUUUAAGUUUCCAAAUGCUGUAAUAAAUCAGGACUUUUUCAAAAUAUUGUAUUCUAUGAUUAUGCAAGUUUGUAUAUUUUAAAAUGUUGAGUAUUUUGUCUAUAAAACAGAGUGAAAUUUUAA
Molecule: messenger RNA, 2175 nt
Organism: Ictalurus punctatus (channel catfish)
Lineage: Eukaryota; Metazoa; Chordata; Actinopteri; Siluriformes; Ictaluridae
Gene: irak3
Product: interleukin-1 receptor-associated kinase 3
Exons: 13
Coding region: 103-1932 (609 amino acids)
Biological process (GO): protein phosphorylation; signal transduction
Molecular function (GO): protein kinase activity; ATP binding; protein binding
Source: RefSeq, a predicted model, not a curated record